Episyrphus balteatus (marmalade hoverfly) is the source of this 2706-nucleotide messenger RNA. RefSeq names its product protein piccolo-like. The transcript is spliced from 16 exons. The coding region runs from base 975 to 2660 and encodes 561 amino acids. The record is from RefSeq and is a predicted model, not a curated record. Gene Ontology annotation, molecular function: sequence-specific DNA binding. NCBI's taxonomy places the organism in Eukaryota, Metazoa, Arthropoda, Insecta, Diptera, Syrphidae.
CAGUGUUGUCUGUGAAUAUAUGUGAAAGCCACCACGUUACUAAUUGCUGAAAAUGCAAAAGACUACUACAACUACAAGGGUUGGUAUUCAACCGUAUUACUAGCUGUUGUUGACUACAGAUACAGAUUUCUUUACAUCAGUGUUGGCAGUCCCGGGCGUUGUGACGACUCUUCAAUUUUCGAAAACUCAUCCUUGAAAGUGCACCACCAGGAUCCAAUACUUAAGGCAAUGUCAAAAAACUUAUACGAUGUGAAUGUACCAGUCGUCCUUAUUGGAGAUUCGGCUUUUAGAUUUUCCGACAUUCUGAUGAAACCGUAUCCAUAUAGUACAUCUCUGACACCAAGGCAGAAAAAUUUCAAUUUUCAUCUUUCCAAGAGUAGCAGAGUGGUUGAAAAUGCUUUCGGUCACCUGAAAGCCAGAUUUCGACGAAUUGGAAAGGGGUUGGACAACCACAUUGAGAACACAAAUCUCAUUAUAAAAUCCUGUUGUGUACUUCAUAAUUUUUUAAACUCGCAUAAUGAUGAAAUUAAUUCUCAGUGGUUGCAACGCUCAACGGAAGCUACAACAAGGGAACAACCAGAGUUCAAUUCCAUCAUAAACGAUACAAACCCAACUGCAAAUAACAUCAGGAAUGCAAUAGUGCCUGGCUACAAAGUGAUUUUUCAAUCGAUUGAAAAAUCACAUGCGGUGGCUACAGACUUUUGUGCCCAAUCACGUUCCACUUUUACAUUUUCUAGGAACAAACGUCAAAAAGAGGAAAAAUUUAGCAAUCUAACUGUACUACCCUCAGAAAAUUCAGUUCCCUUCUUGAGCAUCUUCCCCCUUCACUCCUCAUCCCUCUUGCCUACAAACUCACUGCUUAGGCGAUUGAAAAAUCACCGUGUAGCCAGGCACAUAAAUAAUUACUUAGGGGAGAGAAAUGCAAAAAUAAAAUUUCUUUUUUCCGUUUUCCGUAUGAGGAAAACGAAUUAAAAAUGUGGAUAUUGGCCUGCUGCAGGAGUGAUACCAUCAACAAAAGAAAUGCAAGGGUUUGUAGCGUCCAUUUCAAAGAAGAAGAUUUUCAUCCUACGGUUAAAGGAAUCCAGCGAUUGAAGAAAGGAUCGGUACCAUCACAGUUUUUGAUGUCUGAAGUACAAAAAAAGCAGGAAAAUCAAUCAAGAACUCAGCCACUUCAAGGCUCCAACUUAAACACCCAACAAUCUCAACAUCUUCAAGCAAGCAAUCAAAAUACCAACACUGUCCAAUAUCCUCCACCAAGAUCUGAUCUUCUUCAAGCAACCAGUGUAGUCAACCACCAAACCAACACCGUCCAAAAACCUUCACCAAGAUCUCAGCUUCUUCAAGCAAAUGGCAAACAUACCAACAACACCAUCCAACAACCUCUACCAAGAUCUCAUCUUCUUCAAGCACCCGGUGUAGCAACCCAACUAACCAACACUGUCCAACAACCUCAACCAAGGUAUCUGUCUCAACUUCUUCAAUCACCCGGUUUAGCAAUCAACCAAACCAACACCGUCCAACAACCUCAACCAAGAUCUCAUCUUCUUCAAGCACCCGGUAUAGCAACCCAACGAACCAACACUGUCCAACAACCUCAACCAAGGUAUCUGUCUCAACUUCUUCAAUCACCCGGUUUAGCACCCACCAAAACCAACACCGUCCAACAACCUCAACCAAGAUCUCAGCUUCUUCAAGCACCCGGUAUAGCAACCCAACGAACCAACACUGUCCAACAACCUCAACCAAGAUCUCAGCUUCUUCAAGCACCCGGUAUAGCAACCCAACGAACCAACACUGUCCAACAACCUCAACCAAGGUAUCUGUCUCAACUUCUUCAAUCACCCGGUUUAGCAACCCACCAAACCAACACCGUCCAACAACCUCAACCAAGGUAUCUGUCUCAACUUCUUCAAUCACCCGGUUUAGCAACCCACCAAACCAACACCGUCCAACAACCUCAACCAAGAUCUCAGCUUCUUCAAGCACCCAGUAUAGCAACCCAACGAACCAACACUGUCCAACAACCUCAACCAAGAUCUCAGCUUCUUCAAGCACCCGGUAUAGCAACCCAACGAACCAACACUGUCCAACAACCUCAACCAAGGUAUCUGUCUCAACUUCGUCAAUCACCCGGUUUAGCAACCCACCAAACCAACACCGUCCAACAACCUCAACCAAGAUCUCAGCUUCUUCAAGCACCCGGUAUAGCAACCCAACGAACCAACACUGUCCAACAACCUCAACCAAGAUCUCAGCUUCUUCAAGCACCCGGUAUAGCAACCCAACGAACCAACACUGUCCAACAACCUCAACCAAGGUAUCUGUCUCAACUUCUUCAAUCACCCGGUUUUGCAACCCACCAAACCAACACCGUCCAACAACCUCAACCAAGAUCUCAGCUUCUUCAAGCACCCGGUGUAGCAACCCAACGAACCAACACUGUCCAACAACAUCCACCAAGAUCUCAGACACUACACAACCUCACCACCCAACAAUGCUACGGAUUACUACACUUCACCCAACUUCACCACCCAAAACGCUACGAUAUAUACUUUGUAAAUUUUAACACAUUAGUGUUAGACUAUAAACAAAUACUUAAAAUACAAAUAGUUGCACAACAUAUUUAUAUACAUAUAUGUAUGUUGUAUGUAUAUAUAUAACUUACAAAAAUAAAAUUGAAACAUCAUUCUAAAUAAUAAACCAAAA